UCAAAACAAAACCUGUCAGGUUAGUAAAGAAAAAUAUACUUUUUUACUAGGAAUUGUUUUUGUUUAAAACUAUUUGAAAACUAUUCACAAAUCUAAUGGUGUCAAUAGAGUUACGUUAGUGCCGACCUUCAAAAACUUUAAAAUGAAUAAAUAAGAACGUGCAGUGAUCGAUUGGUAAAUAGGAAUUAUAUUGGUGGUGUUAUGACUCAACAAACCUCUUAAUCUACCUUUGCCUAAAUAAUAUGUAGGGUCUUAAUGUGGGACGGGGGGCUUAUUAUCAUGCCUUUUUUCUAAUAUGUGGGAAGAACAAUCUAUGGGUUCCCAAACCUUAGAAAUUAUACGCCAGGGUGUCUGGGCUUCCAUAACAGGAGGCUGGUUUUAUGACCCUAGCCAAAACCUUUUUUGUAAUACUUUUCAUCUAUAUACUUGGCUUUUUUUACUAUGUGUGCCCUUUACUCUUUAUGUAUAUUUUCCCCCAACAAAAAUUGUCUGGUACAUAUACUGUAUCCUAGUAACUCUAGCCUUAAGUGGAAUCAAGUUUGGAAACUACUUUUUGCACCAUAUUUAUGAUACUACUGAAUGUGUCACUGAGACCAUUGAGGAAGAUCCUGAUCUCAGAAGAGAGGAUGAAGGCAUAGAACUUCAAGACUUAUCAAAUAAAGGUGCAAAAAUUAUUCGCUUUGGCCAUGUUUCAAUGGUUACUAGAACCGACGAGGCGAUCGAAUUACAAGAAAUCUCCACAAAAUCCAACAAUGAACAAAUUGAACAAUCAACAGGACUUGCCACUCUAGUAACUUUAUCCGAAAAUAGAGUUCAACCCAGCACUGAUAGCUUAGAGUCAUCAGAUCUCCAACAAUUUGAAGCUUCUGGUGCAACAAAUAUUGUUAGCACAAUAGAUCUCAAGGCAGAUGUUCAUAGAAAAAAUUCUACUGCCAGCAGCGAGUCUAGCGAACACAAACGGUCUGAGGAUGUUCUUUCUGGUGUAGAACAAAAAGUGCAAUUGUCUAAUCAUGUUGAAGUAUUGCCGGAGGCUACCACGUCGAUUUCGGUUGUUAACGAAAAAGAUGCGGCUAGUCUUAAAAGACUGGAUACACAAGGCAGUAUAGAGUCCCAAGACAAAACCAGCAAUUUUAACUUAGAACAACGACCCUCUUUACACAGCGUCGAUUCUGAACAUAAUCCAUCAACAAAUGUAGAAAAUUCUGGUCGACGACACUCGAACAUUACCAAUUGUAGCCUUAACUUUUUACCGAUAGCAGUCCACUCGGAAAUUAAACCGACUGGUAGUUUGGAAUUAGGCUAUAUCGAUAAAAAUCCAAAUCAAGCGUUAAAUUUUGAAGGAUUUUACUUCAAGCCAACAAAUAGAGAUGUGAGGAGAUUUAGGUCGGCCGCCUUAGAAACUUGUUGUCCCCCACCGACUAUUUCGGCGAAUACCAAUAGUUUGGAGGUGAUCGGUUGUAAACAGAGCAAUAAAAAUCCUUUGCCUCCACCUAGCACCAGUUUAACAAGAAAUCAACACUUAAAUUUGUGUCAAUAUUAUGGUUCAGAAAUAGUGUAUCCGAUAGCAGAACAAUCGGACGAACACCAAACCUCACACGGCCCGGAUACUGAUAUCGAAUCGUUAGCACAAGGUUCAGAUUCUGAUUUUGAAGAUACCAAUCAGGGAAGUCACUCUCCACUUUUAUACAUAAAAUUCGACAAAAUCAAAAAGUCAAAACCGAGAAAACAACGCGGUGUUGCGCCCAUAGAGGGCGACAAUUGCGCCUUUGGCGUUACUCAAACGGCACAAGAAUCACACGAGGACUCGCAGUUAGAUUAUGCAACGGACAACGAUGUUAGUGAGAAAAAAUCGAGCGAAUACUCGAAUUUUUCAAAUUUUUCUAACUUGUCGUGCUCGAGUGACGAUUUUCAAGAGAGCAUGAAGCUGAAAAUGGCCGAUUUGGAUGUUGCGGAGUUCGGGGAGGACGAAAGAGUUGGAGAAGCAACUGGAAUUACUACUGGAAGUUUGAGUACUUUAAAGAAUUCAUCUGGUAAAGGUGAUACUACAGACUGUCCUCACAAAAGCACGCCGGUAAUAACAAGAAAAAAGAACGUAAAAAAAUACAGACGGAGAAAAAGUGAUACGGUCGGUGGUGGAGCGGCGACUUCCUCAUCCAUGACCCAAUUCGAUUUGGGUUGGCUUUUUGAGGGGGGCGAAAGCACUACCGGCGCCAACAAAUUGAUUAAUCGCAAAGGUUUACAUGUUUGUUUAGAACCUCUGAAAAAGGACAACGAAUGGUCGAGUACUACCACAGUAUCGUUGGAACAAGAUGUGAGUAAGGUGCUGCAGGAAACGGUACCGGCGGUACGCAGCUUAGGAGCGAUCCCGAAGAAAUUGUCCCAGAAGGACGUGGAAAGGAAAACGCCCAAGAGCGAGUCUGAAAAAUGUAAAGCGUGUAGCAGGUGUAAAUCCGACCCAGAAAAAUCGAAAUCCUUAAAAGAAAACAAAGUCACCCAAACCACUCGCCUUAAGGGAAUUAGUCCGAGCACCAGCUACGAAGAUCUUGAAGACGACCCGGGCAAGAAAGAGCGAAGAGAAAAAGCUGAUCUGCCGCGAAAAGAUCCUUUAAAGCAUCAGCAAGAGCAUAUGAAAAGUGAAGAGGCCUCCUCCAGCGGUUCAAACAACGAACUUAGUACGCUUUUACCACCCGCGCCCCCGUUACUGUCGGCGUUUUUGAAUCCCAGGAGGGACCUACUCACCGCUUCUUGGGUUUCGGAAAAUUCGCCGAGAUCGAGCCAAAGAACCCGAUUAAAAAGAGCACGAGCUAACAUAAAAGGAAACAGAGAACGCACCGCCAAAAAAGAAAACGCUAUUGCCAUGUCCUUGUCUAGCGGCCAGGGCACUCAUACGGCCAAAAACUUUAAUGACACCAGCGAUGGCGCGGUUCACUGCUUUAUGGAUGAACAUGGAAAUUGGGUUACAUAUACUUUUGAUGAAAAAGGAGGCGCGCAAGCAACAACUAACAUAGACCCAUUAGGAAUUCAUAAUUUUCAAGAGCGUAGACCGAAAAAACAACGUCCUGAGGGUGAAAAUCAGGCUAGUAAAGCUCAAAACGAUAACAGUGAAAUAUGGGACAGUAAUGAUAGUAUUGAAGCGAGUUCGGUUUCGACUGUUAUGGGUUCGAGGAAUAACAGUAGGCCUAGUAUAGGCCAGGAGAGUGUGCAACUCAGGGAUCCAACGAGACACGAGUUUCGCGAGGCUCUAGCCCGUAACUUCUUUAGACAUGCGCAAAAUUGGGAGGCAAUGCCCCGCAGACGUAGACAUACCACCGCUCAAGAAGAUGUUACGUUGUCCGCCCUAAGGGACAUAGCGACCGCGGCCAAUCCCGAAAAUCCGGAAAUUAUUAUGCUCGGAAGUCGGGAGGGCGGCAAUGGGACUCCAACGAGAACCCAAUUGAGAUUUAUUAAAGUGAGCAACCAAGGUAACAAAGUACGGACUAAAAGCUACUACAAAAUCAAACUAUUACCGUGGAAAUUAACGUUGGACCGUCUCGGCCUCUUGGCUAUGUUAGACCGCAAUCUAACCGUAGCCGAAACCGUUUUAACUGUGAUCUUAGGUGUAUUAGUGUCCGUAUUAGGUGCGGCGUUGUUAUAUUUAAAUUUUUACCAGGACAUGUUAGCUUUUCUUUUCUGUUUUAUAAUGGCGAGCGCGCAGUAUUCCCUAUUGAAAAGCGUGCAACCGGACGCCGCUUCUCCAACUCACGGAUUUAACCGGAUGAUCGCUUACUCCAGACCAAUUUACUUCUGCCUGUUUUCAUCGAUAAUUCUUAUAAUGCACUUUAAUAUAACCGGGGAUAGUCCGCAAUUAAUACUUGCUAGAGAUUUUUUGAUUAUGUUCAUUUUGUUUUUUCCGCUGCUGUUUUCUUUAGGCCUAUUCCCGCAAAUUAACACGUUUAUUUUGUAUCUUCUGGAACAGGCUGAUAUUCAUUUAUUCGGCGGUAAAGCGAUGUGUAACUUAAUCGGGGCGUUUUACUGUGUUUUCCGCUCGGUGUGUUCCGCUUUGAUUUUGAGCGGACUGGCCUACGCGGGCCUAAGCGAGAAAAAAAAGUCGCAGGAUAUUUUUUUUUCGGUUUUUGUCGCUUGUUUAGUUGCGCUUAGUUAUCAUUUGAGUAGGAGCGCCUCCGAUCCGGUCCACACAUUUAAUUUAAUUAAGAAGCAUAUGUGGUCCCCUGAUUUAUAUAUGGAGAGAGAGCUAAAGCGACAUGAAGAUGAUGGAGAGAAAAACGUGGAAAAUGGAUCUGAAAAUGUUACAAUCAAUGACGAUAAAGAGCAGCCUAGUCAAAAAGACCACGUGGACCCUUUACCAAAGAAACUUCAAGAUACCGUCAACAAUCGUCUAAAAAACGACCUAAUUCUGUGCACCGUCAUUGCCAUUUUAGUGUUUUCUUUGCACGCGAGCACCAUAUUUACGGUACUACAGCCAGAGUUAUGCCCAGUUCUAUGGUCUAUAGCGGCAGGUACCGGUUUAAUUUUACAUUACGCUAUUCCAGAGUUGCGGAAACAGUUGCCGUGGCUGUGCAUUUCCAGGCCGUUGCUGCGUAGUCACGAGUAUUUUCAAUAUCAGAUCCGUGGACCAGCAAAGAUUAUGUGGUUCGAAGUGCUGUACGUGUAUCUUUGUUUUUUUGAGAGAAAUAUAUUAUACCCGCUACUUACCCUUGCUGUGCUUACCGAAGACUCGUUAAAAAAUGCUGAUAGAUAUGGCACUUUAGCAGCCGCCUUUAUCGCUUCAAUAUGCGGAAUGAAACUACUACGAAACAAUUAUUCCGACCAGAACUGCCAGUACUUAAUAGUCGUAUUCACCGCUCUCGUUUCCAAAUUCGACUUUAGACAUUUGGAGGAGACAUUUUUAGUCACUUACUUUUUCGUCAGCAUAGCUUACUACAAGGUUUUCGAAUUCCUUUUAAAAAUCGAAUUUGUGAUAACUUACAUCGCCCCAUGGCAGAUUACUUGGGGCUCCGCCUUCCAUGCGUUCGCUCAACCGUUUUCAGUACCGCAUUCCGUUAUGCUGUUUUCUCAAGCGGCCAUUUCCUCUUUAUUUUCCACGCCACUUAAUCCGUUUUUAGGGAGCGCCAUCUUUUUUACGUCUUACGUGCGUCCGGUGAAGUUUUGGGAGAGGGAUUAUAACACUCGCAGGGUCGAUCAUAGUAAUACCGCACUUUCAUCACACCUGGACAGAAACUUAGGAGCGGACGAUAACAACCUUAACUCUAUUUUCUACGAGCAUCUCACCCGGUCUUUACAACACUCUUUAUAUGGAGAUCUUGCUAUGGGAAGAUGGGGAAAAGUGAACCAAGGCGACGUUUUUGUCAUGGCAUCCGAUUAUUUAAACUGUUUAGUUCAUAUAAUCGAAAUGGGAAAUGGACUGGUAACUUUUCAAGUGAGAGGUUUGGAGUUUCGUGGUACUUAUUGUCAGCAAAGAGAAGUUGAGGCUAUUACAGAAGGAGUCGAAGAAAAUGAGGGAUUUUUAUGCUUUGACGCGGGACACAUCCCAAAUAUGCUUAGCGUAAAUGCCGCUUUUAGUCAGAGGUGGCUUGCAUGGGAAGUGACCGCCGCAAAAUACAUACUGGAAGGCUACAGUAUAUCCGAUAACAGCGUCGUGUCUAUGUUGCAAUUUUUCGAAUUUCGGAAAGUUUUGGUGUCUUAUUAUGUAAAAAGUAUAAUUUUCUACACUAUUCGCUCUCCAAAGCUUGAAGAAUGGCUUAAUUCAGACGUAAUCAAUAAAACCUUGCGAACCAUAUGGAAACCGAAUUUCGUAGAUCUGGACCCGGUUUUCAGUAUUAACAUCGACGAGGAUUAUGACAAUCAGCAUAAUGGGAUGACCAAAUCGAUGUUCUUACAUGUUUACGGUGAAUGGAUCCACUAUUGUUUGGAAAAACGCGGCAGCGUAACGAAGAAACAAAGAGUUAUUUUGUUAUGUUUCGCUUUGAGUUUACUGGGACGUCGUACCUUGGGAGCAGUCUCUCAAAAUAUGGUCUCUAGCGUGGAAUUUUUCUUAUACGGUUUACAUGCCCUAUUUAAAGGUGAUUUCCGCAUAACGUGUUCGAGGGACGAGUGGGUUUUCACCGAUAUGGACCUGCUAAAGACGGUAGUGGCGCCUGCUGUCCGGAUGUCCCUUAAACUACAUCAGGACCAUUUUAUGACCCCGGACGAGUACGAAAUCGUGCCCUCGUUAUACGACGCCAUUUGUAAACACGAACAGGAACUGGUGAUAAGUCACGAGGGUGAUCCCGCAUGGAGAAACGCUGUAUUAAGCGGUACACCCAGUUUACUAGCUUUGAGGCACGUAUUCGAUGAAGGCAAUGACGAAUAUAAAAUAAUCAUGCUAAACAAGAGGUACCUGAGUUUUAGAAUUAUAAAAAUUAAUAGGGAAUGCGUUCGCGGUUUGUGGGCAGGGCAGCAGCAAGAGUUGGUUUACUUAAGAAACAGAAAUCCUGAAAGAGGGAGUAUACAAAACGCCAAACAAGCCCUAAGGAAUAUUAUUAACUCCUCCUGUGAUCAGCCAAUAGGUUAUCCCAUAUAUGUCUCGCCAUUAACCACUAGUUACGGCGACACCAACGAGCAGUUUUGUUCUUUAAUAGGGGGGGCAGUAACUUUAAAGAAAAUUAGGAAUUAUGUUUUUAAUUUAUUCAGAAGGAUACGGAAGAGAUGUGGCGAAGGUUGUUCUAGCGGAGCAUCAAAUCGGGAAGAAAUCAGUAUGGGUCAUGAAGGUGUUUACGCUAUGACCCCCAUAACGUUUCCCUCUGCCCCUAGACGAUCCACGGAUAGUUUUAGAUCAGCUGGCAGUAUCGGCAGGGGAUCUAGUCUUAGCAGAACGUCUCUAGGUGGCAAUCGGGGCAGUUUAGCUUCAGUGGGUAAACCCACAAGCUCCACUCUAGUCAACAUCACCGGCCUCUUCAAAGAAAAAGAGGAACAACGACCUCUCGCGCCUGAUGCCCCCAGUCAAAACAAAAAUGUAGAAGAGAGGUUGGGAAGUGCCCGGGAAACGGUGGCGAACGGCGAUGAUAAUGAAUUUGCCGCACUGGAUCGUAGAGUUAAAAUAAUGGAUCCGAAUUUAGUUUACGACUGUAUUAAUUUAGGUAGGCGAAUCGACGUGUCUUGGCCUACGGAAUAUAUGAGAUGUAGGGGGGGCCGAUCGUAUUGGAAAGACUGGUUACCGGAGGCGGGUAUGGAAGGACCGGUUGUACAUAAAUGGAUUCCUUGCCAUAGAGAUACUAACAAAAGAUCUCACGUAGAUAGAACAAUUCUUCUAGUCCAAAUCGAUGAUAAAUUUGUUCCUAUAGCCGAGAGUGGUGUUCAAGAUUUAGGACCGGAAGUAUAGCACAAGGGGUCCUUAGGUGUUUUUUUAUUGGCUGCUUAUGACGAGACUGGAAGGAAGACGUGUCAGGUUAUCGAUAUCAUCGAACCAAGUCCAUUUUUAUCAGAUGAUAUGGUCUGAACCGAACUGAUGAUGCGAAUCAAAAUAUCCACAAUAAAUUAUAGAAAUAUUUUUUUUAUUAAAACACAUUCCCUUGUGAUUGUUUAAUGUAAAAUAAAAAUAAUUAUAUUGUA
Anthonomus grandis grandis is the source of this 7587-nucleotide messenger RNA. Its product is annotated as pecanex-like protein 1. The transcript has 35 exons. Gene Ontology annotation, cellular component: membrane; endoplasmic reticulum. The coding region runs from base 296 to 7357 and encodes 2353 amino acids. The record is from RefSeq and is a predicted model, not a curated record. NCBI's taxonomy places the organism in Eukaryota, Metazoa, Arthropoda, Insecta, Coleoptera, Curculionidae. Gene Ontology annotation, biological process: endoplasmic reticulum organization.